CAGCUGAUAGCUGACAUGCUUCCGUUGGCCGGUCAUAGCAUAUCGGUCGGCGUGCGCUGUUUGUUUCUGAUAACAACCAGAGCGCGAGUAGCGCGAUGUGCCUCCCACUUUGCCACCGUUACGCGUCUUAUAAAUAGCGAAGCGUCGCGUGUCCGAAAGCCGGUUUUCUUGCACGCACGACACGGAGCGGCGUUCGUUCAUUGCGCCAGCGGCAAAGAAACAUCAACAAAAACAAAAGAAACUCGUAGUGAACCAUAUCGAUUAAAAAUGUAUUUCAACGUCGUCAAGGAAACAGACCUACGGUCGAAUUCCUACGACGGAAUUGUCUACAUUUGCACCCCUGAUGUACCCACCGAUUCGGUGUGUCCUUGCGUGAAGACAUUGAACGCUGCUUCAAAGUACGACGCAUCCGUCACAAGGGGUUGUGGAGUUCUUCCUCUUGGCGAUGUCCCCGCUGGUAGACUCUUAUAUGCUUCGACAGGGAAAAUUGACCCUGACUAUCAUGAUGUGAGGCAAUUCCGUGAUGCGGCCGCCAAGGCAAUUAAAAAAGCUCUUGACGCUGGCGUUAAGAAACCGCUCGUGUAUCUUCACGACCAUCCCGAAUUCGAAGAUGCCGAUUUGGUUACUCUUCUAGGAAUUUUCGAAGCUUUACAUGUUCCAAUUCAAAUCCGGGAAUUGAAGCCGUCCAAUUUACCAACGAUAGAAGUUCUCGGCGUGUCACACAAAAAUCCUGCAAAGUUAGACGAGUUAAUCAGACUUGCAAAAACACUUGAAGCUGGUCGUAUUGUGGCGAGGGACAUUGGCGAUGGUGAUCCUGAACGCAUGGCACCUCCAAUGGUGCGCAAAUACGUCGAGGAGGCUUUUAAGGAGACAUGCAUCAAGGUCACGGUCCUUGAUGAUCCAGCUCAAAUUAAACGAGAGUAUCCUCUGUUUGAAGCCGUUGAUCGCGCUGCCGGUAAAGUAGAACGUCACAAGGGAUGCAUUGUUUUUCUGGACUAUGAUCCAGGCACUACAGUAAAGGAAACAUUAAUGUUUGUUGGCAAGGGUGUGACUUAUGACACUGGUGGUGCUGAUAUCAAAGCUGGUGGAGUAAUGGCUGGUAUGUCAAGGGAUAAAUGCGGAGCGGCCGCAGUGGCUGGUUUCAUGAAAAUUGUCUCACAGAUGCAACCAAAACAUGUUCGCGUUGUGUCCGCUAUGAGUUUGGUGAGAAACAGCGUUGGAUCAGAAUGUUAUGUUUCUGAUGAGUUGAUUAAGGCUCGUUCUGGGGAACUUGUGAGGAUUGGCAAUACAGAUGCCGAAGGACGUAUGAUAAUGGCCGAUGUUCUAUGCCGGAUGAAGGAAUUGGCAGUGGGUAUGACCAACCCUCACUUGUUUACAAUUGCCACCCUCACUGGACAUGCCUGUCUUGCAGUAGGUCUUGGAUAUUCAAUUGCUGUUGAUAAUGGACCUGCACGCAAAGCUGCUGUGGGUAACAGACUGCAACGCUCCGGUGAAGCUUUGGGUGACCCCUUCGAGAUCUCCACCAUGCGAAGGGAAGAUUUGGCAUUCCAUAGGGGUCGCGCUGCUGGCGAUGACAUUAUGCAAAGCAACGAUCUACCAUCGUCGCGUACACCACGUGGUCAUCAAACUCCAGCGGCAUUCCUCUUACUUGCCUCCGGUCUGGACAAAUAUGGCUCCGGCAGCGCUACCCCACUCAAGUACAGUCACUUAGAUAUUGCGGCUUCUGGUGGCCAUUUCCCUGAACCGUCCACUGCUGCGCCUGUGCUUGCAUUGGCUAAAGCAUUCUUACUUUAAUUUAAUCAAACAGAACAAACUUAACACAGGAAAUACUGUACUUUAAAAGAAAUUGCGGUUUUUGUAGUUAGAAAUAUUGUUAUUGCUUACAUUUGAAGCGCCGGGAUUUUUAAGUUACAAUUAUAGGUUAUGAACGCCGUGAAUGUUCAGGAAUUUACAUUUUAAGAGGGUUAUAUACAAUAAAUUAAAAUAAAUUUACAA
Molecule: messenger RNA, 1995 nt
Organism: Dalotia coriaria
Lineage: Eukaryota; Metazoa; Arthropoda; Insecta; Coleoptera; Staphylinidae
Gene: Dip-B
Product: Dipeptidase B
Exons: 6
Coding region: 16-1794 (592 amino acids)
Biological process (GO): proteolysis
Cellular component (GO): cytoplasm
Molecular function (GO): manganese ion binding; metalloaminopeptidase activity
Source: RefSeq, a predicted model, not a curated record